This is a messenger RNA of Sinocyclocheilus rhinocerous, 3120 nucleotides long. RefSeq names its product myocyte enhancer factor 2d (gene mef2d). Gene Ontology annotation, biological process: cell differentiation; heart development; positive regulation of transcription by RNA polymerase II. The transcript has 13 exons. Gene Ontology annotation, molecular function: protein dimerization activity; DNA-binding transcription factor activity, RNA polymerase II-specific; histone deacetylase binding. The coding region runs from base 626 to 2344 and encodes 572 amino acids. The record is from RefSeq and is a predicted model, not a curated record. Lineage: Eukaryota; Metazoa; Chordata; Actinopteri; Cypriniformes; Cyprinidae.
CAUUGCCAGUCAUGGUGGAUAGGACACUUUGUACAUGGAGGUUUUUGAUUGUACUGGCUAAAUAAUAACCCUGAACAGGAGUUAAGGAUUUCACAUAUUAUUAUUGAUAUCUUCUCGGUGUUUUUUAUAUUCUUGCCUGGUUUGAUCUAUAUUACACUUCUUUCACGUAUCGGGCCGUAAGAAACCUGGUGUUUAUCGCACAGAUGUGGAUCUUGUAGCUGCUCCGGAAUUCAUCACAAGACCAUCAUCAUCUUCAUCACCAAAUUUUUUCCAGGGGGGUUUGGAUAUCGGAAAAGACACCUGUCGGAUGACAUGCACCCUGAGCAGACCAUGAUCUGAAGGCCCUACCAGGAGGCCACAUACUUUCUUUCUUCCUUCCCUCCUUCCUGUUUUUAUCAGUGGAGGAAGACGGGUGAGCCCAGCUGCCUCCGACAGGUGGCAUACGGAGAGAGAGAGAGAGAGAGAGAGAGAGAGAGAGAGAGAGACUCUCUCACACACACAUCUUCAUACACAGAGGCGACUAGUCGCUGUUUGUGCUCCUGUAACUGCCUCAAGAAAUUUUGACCUCUGACCUCACCACACCCCCAACCUUGCCCCCACCCCUGCUCAGCCAAUCACAGCAGCCAUGGGGAGGAAAAAGAUCCAGAUUCAGCGAAUUACAGACGAGCGUAACAGACAGGUGACCUUCACCAAACGGAAGUUUGGUCUGAUGAAGAAAGCCUACGAGCUCAGUGUGUUGUGUGACUGUGAGAUUGCCCUCAUUAUUUUCAAUCACUCAAACAAGCUCUUCCAGUAUGCCAGCACCGACAUGGACAAAGUGCUCCUCAAAUACACUGAGUACAAUGAGCCGCACGAAAGCAGGACCAACGCAGACAUCAUUGAGGCUCUGAACAAGAAAGAGCACCGGGAUUCGGAGAGCCCAGACCCCGAGGAGCCGUUCUCCCUCACACCUCGCACAGAGGAGAAGUACAAAAAGAUAGACGAGGAGUUUGAUAAAAUGAUGCAGAGCUAUAGGCUUUCAUCCACAGUGCCACCGCCCACUUUCUCCAUGCCAGUCACAGUGCCGGUGUCCAGUCAGAGCCCUCUGCCAUUCAGCAAUCCCAGCAGCCUUGUCACCACUUCCUUCAUCACCUCCACUCUCUCAGACCCACGCCUGCUGUCGCCACAGCAACCGCAGCUGCAGAGGAACACGGUGUCUCCUGGCCUGCCACAGAGACCUGCCAGUGCAGGUGCUCUUCUGGGAGGUGACCUCAACAAUUCAAACGGAGCAUGCCCAAGCCCUGUGGCCAAUGGUUACGUCAGUGCCAGGGCCUCCCCAGGACUGCUCUCAGUCUCCAACGGAAACAGCCUGGGGAAAGUAGUGCCGGCUAAAUCUCCCCCUCCGCCCAGCACUCAGAUGGUGAACAGUCGUAAACCGGACCUUCGGGUCAUCACCUCCCAGGGCAGCAAGGGUCUCCUGCAGCUGACAGAUGAAGAGCUGGAGUUGGUGAGUGAGGCUUUCCAGAAUGCUCAGCGGUUAGGCGCCUCUCAAGUGGCCCAGCCUCUUACCACACCAGUGGUUUCCGUGGCAACGCCGAGCCUCCUGACUCCAUUCUCCAUGCCAACCGCCUACAACACAGAGUACCAGCUAACAAGUGCAGAUCUCACAGCCCUCCAGGCCUUUACGCCAUCGGGUGCACUGUUGCCAAGCAACAUGACCACUUGGCAACAGCAGCAGCAGCCGUCUGUAUCCCAGCAACCACAGCAGCAGCCAUCCGUAUCCCAGCAACAGCCUCAGCAGCAGCAGCAACAACAACCCCAGCAGCUAACUCUGGCCUCCCUCAGUAAUCUUGUCAUGUGGGGCUCAGACAAACAGAACGGAGAGAUGGCUCACUGCAUAUCUGGUCUGGCUGCUAAUCUCAGUGUGACAUCUCAGGGCAGCUUACUCUUGGGCAGGGAGGAAGGGAUCAGCUGGCCCUUGGGAACGAUCCCUCAUGGAGCUACUCUGACGGUUAACACUAACCCCAAUGUCAGCAUCAAAUCCGAGCCAGUGUCUCCUAACCGGGAUCGCAGCACCCCUUGUUCCACCGCCGGGGCAGUGGGUGGCAUAUCAGGCCUAACUGUGACCCAGUAUCCAGUGAAUCUGCGUUUGGAGCCCACCGGCCGCUCUCCGGUCGACAGCAUCAGCAGUAAUGGCAGCUCUUACGAGGGAAGCGACCGAGACGACGGAGGGCAGCCGCGCCAUCCUGAUUUCAACUCCGCCAGCCUGGGUCUCCUCCGAGCUUCUGGAGAGCAACCGGCUCAAGCAGAGCAGCAGGAGUCAGCCAGCGUGAAACGCAUGAGACUGGACACCUGGGUCACAUAAACGCUGAAAGAGAAAGCGAGAGAGCUGCUCUCUCACCCGCACAUACACACACACCGACACAAACACACCCCUAGUGGCACCUGCUUUCGGCAGCCAAUCUCAGUCCGCACUUAGACACAUGCAUGCGCCUGUCUCUCUGUCUAUCUCUCUCUUCCUGUCUCUCUCACUCUUGUCUCACUCUCAGACACACUCAUAUUUACUGGUGUGUGUGUAUAUAUUUAUAUCAAAUAUGCAUAUAUGAUCACACGCACUAGAUCCUCACACACACAGUUGCCAAUCCAGGUGUAAACGUGUUCACGUAUACGAGACUGAAGAGAUGUACCAGGCGGAAGGUCAUUUGGCUACGUCUCUGAUAUCCCGCCCUUGCUCAGAGAGGCCAUCUGGAUCUCAGAUCAACUUUUGCAGGCCUUACCAUUGACCCAAACAGAGUUCAGCGGCACUGCUCUGUCGAAACAGCAUAACAACAGCUUAUGUUGCAUAGACAAGCCUGUCAAUCUCUUUUUUUGUAUUGAUUUCUCUUUUGUUUUGUUUUUGUAUGAAUGGUUAAAUUUGCCAUUUAUCUUCUCGAUUGACUCUUCCUCACUUGCUUUUCCUCUUUUCUUUUUCAGCUCUUGAGCAGCUGCCUAUAGAAUCGCCCCCGUUCCUUUUGUAACAACUUUAAAGUAUGAUCUUUAUCUUUGUUUUUCUAACUGUGCAAAAACUACGCAUAGUGUGCGUGUGUGUGUGUCAGCCGUGAGACGGAGGUGCUCAUUCAUUCGAUCGCUAAACACAAUUCA